Messenger RNA from Hipposideros armiger (great roundleaf bat), 1517 nucleotides. It is a transcript of the gene PSMA3, whose product is annotated as proteasome 20S subunit alpha 3. Gene Ontology annotation, cellular component: proteasome core complex; proteasome core complex, alpha-subunit complex. The transcript is spliced from 11 exons. Bases 109 to 876 code for a protein of 255 amino acids. The record is from RefSeq and is a predicted model, not a curated record. Lineage: Eukaryota; Metazoa; Chordata; Mammalia; Chiroptera; Hipposideridae. Gene Ontology annotation, biological process: ubiquitin-dependent protein catabolic process.
UGGUUGAAAGAGCAGCCAAUGAGAGAUCCUGUUACUAGUCUGCGUGCUGCAGAGUAGAGGGAGCACUUUAGGCCCUGAAGCCUUACGCGUUCCGCUGGUUUUGGCAGGAUGAGCUCAAUCGGCACCGGGUAUGACCUGUCAGCCUCUACAUUCUCUCCUGAUGGAAGAGUUUUUCAAGUUGAAUAUGCUAUGAAGGCUGUGGAAAAUAGUAGUACAGCUAUUGGAAUCAGAUGUAAAGAUGGCGUUGUCUUUGGGGUAGAAAAAUUAGUCCUUUCUAAACUUUAUGAAGAAGGUUCCAACAAACGACUUUUUAAUGUUGAUCGACAUGUUGGAAUGGCAGUAGCAGGUUUGUUGGCAGAUGCUCGUUCUUUAGCAGACAUUGCAAGAGAAGAAGCUUCCAACUUUAGAUCUAACUUUGGCUAUAACAUUCCACUAAAACAUCUGGCAGACAGAGUGGCCAUGUAUGUACAUGCAUAUACACUCUACAGUGCUGUUAGACCUUUUGGCUGCAGUUUCAUGUUAGGGUCUUACGGUGUGAAUGACGGCGCACAACUCUACAUGAUUGACCCAUCAGGUGUUUCAUAUGGUUAUUGGGGCUGUGCUAUUGGCAAAGCCAGGCAAGCUGCAAAAACAGAAAUAGAAAAGCUUCAGAUGAAAGAAAUGACUUGCCGUGAUGUUGUUAAAGAAGUUGCAAAAAUAAUUUACAUAGUACACGAUGAAGUUAAGGAUAAAGCUUUUGAACUAGAGCUCAGCUGGGUUGGUGAAAUAACUAAAGGAAGACAUGAAAUUGUUCCCAAAGACAUAAGGGAAGAAGCAGAGAAAUAUGCUAAGGAAUCUUUGAAGGAAGAAGAUGAAUCAGAUGAUGAUAACAUGUAACAGUAAAUUCAGCAGCUACAAUUUUAAAUUUCUACUACAGCCCCCAUGUAACUAUUUAGCUCUGUGGGUUAUUCCAUACCCACCAAACAAUUUUCAUUAAAUUUUUGUCUUGUAACAAUUGAAGUUUGGUUAAUAUCUGCUUGACAAAAAUGUGAAAAAUGUGUGUGUGGGGGGGGAACUGAGCACAUAUUUACUCAGCAUUAAAAUGUUGAUGCCCAUUUAAAAAGUGAUUCAUGCCUAUUUAAAAAUGUUAAAAUAUUGCAAACAGAGGUUUUGGAAUCAAAUUAAUUCAAAGCUCCAUUCCAUUACUCCGUUAGAAUCUAAAGGUUAUAUAUCCUGCUGGGAUGUUGUGUAAGACGUACCUACCAGUACCUACCAACUUAGGCAAUUAAUUGACACCAUUGCCCAGUUUUGUAUUUGAUGAAUGAUUUUGGUCAUCAGCCACUGCUAACCUUUAGGUGUAACAGACAUGAAAGAUGUUUCAGAUUGGAGAAUCAAGAAUUUUUUUUUCUUUUAUUGUGAUAAGUGGAUUUAAGGAUCCACAAAGUUGCUAUUGUCACUUAAAACAUUUCUCGAUCUGUAAAUUUCCAAUAAACACACCCAUAUUUUAUGCUAAAAAAUAAAUGAGAAUAUAUGUGAAA